Elephantulus edwardii (Cape elephant shrew) is the source of this 150-nucleotide messenger RNA. Its product is annotated as 60S ribosomal protein L39-like. Bases 1 to 150 code for a protein of 49 amino acids. Gene Ontology annotation, cellular component: cytosolic large ribosomal subunit; ribosome. The record is from RefSeq and is a predicted model, not a curated record. Gene Ontology annotation, biological process: translation. The transcript has a single exon. Gene Ontology annotation, molecular function: structural constituent of ribosome. Lineage: Eukaryota; Metazoa; Chordata; Mammalia; Macroscelidea; Macroscelididae.
AUGUCUUCUCAUAAGACUUUCAGGAUCAAGAGGUUUCUGGCCAAGAAACAAAAGCAGAGCCAUCCUCAGUGGAUUAGAAUAAAAACUGGCAAUAAAAUCAGGUACAACUUCAAGAGAAGACAUUGGAAAAGAACCAAGCCGGGUCUCUAA